GUCUUGUUGCUAGGUUACCACAGAAUCAAACAGAGCCGCUGCUUUGCGAAACAGAUAAAUACGUCACAGAGGUUUUCAGCCCUAAACUUUCCCUCUCGGUCGACUGAAUAAAUAAAAUGGACACCACAAUUAUGGUACCUCGGGACUUCACAGCAAAGUUGUUGCUCUGGAAAGACAUAAGCUACCAUGACAUGGAGCUCAUUGACCAAAUGCAAACCAUUCCCGAUCUGGAAAGAACGCUGUGCAGCGUGUUGGGUGUCGAUCUCCCAGAGCCGAAGAAAGGAGUCCUGCUGGAGCUGUAUGUGCAAACGGUGCUUUUCUGCAGAGAACAAAACUUCAACAAGGAGCAAACGUCUGCGCUUCUGUCCAUCAUCAAGUCCAUCCAUGAGGCUAACGUUGAAACUCCCCUCAAUAACUCUGAGCAGUGUCUCAGAUACUGUAACGAUCUUCUGCUGUGUCACUCAGUCAGGAGGCCACCCUUCAGCAUCAACCUCUUCAGCUUUCAGGAGGCAAACUGCAUUUUAAAUCACAUCCAGGACCACUACUUGAGACACUACAGAAUCUACAAGUAUAUAUUCACACCACAGGUAAAACUUGAUCUGUUUCUGACUUAUUCUGGGACGGCAGAGCAGGGACCGUCUGCCGCGGAUGAUUCCUCUGUGUCAGCCGGUGUUAUAAAUAUGAGGGGGGAAGAAGCAGAUACAAAAAGGAGCGAUUCUUCUGAAACACAGGAAACUACAACCACAGAAGAAGAGGAAGCCUCCGAUGGUUCCACGGACCUAAAGGCCCUGAUAGAGCGCGAGGUCGGGCAGCAGAUGCAGCAGGUGUCCAGGCUGCUGGACGAGCGCAUCAGAGGAACGGCGUCCGAACAAAACAGCAGGAUCCAUGACGCCAAACCCAACCAGAAAGGCAAAAAAUAAA
Fundulus heteroclitus (mummichog) is the source of this 921-nucleotide messenger RNA. It is a transcript of the gene cfap119, whose product is annotated as coiled-coil domain containing 189. The record is from RefSeq and is a predicted model, not a curated record. The transcript has 10 exons. Lineage: Eukaryota; Metazoa; Chordata; Actinopteri; Cyprinodontiformes; Fundulidae. Bases 117 to 920 code for a protein of 267 amino acids.